Molecule: messenger RNA, 973 nt
Organism: Hyposmocoma kahamanoa
Lineage: Eukaryota; Metazoa; Arthropoda; Insecta; Lepidoptera; Cosmopterigidae
Gene: GOBP2
Product: general odorant-binding protein 2-like
Exons: 3
Coding region: 63-545 (160 amino acids)
Molecular function (GO): odorant binding
Source: RefSeq, a predicted model, not a curated record
CCGAAAAAAAUGCCCAUCAGUAUAAAGCAGUAGCACCACAGUGGAAUCGUAUUGUCGAUAAGAUGUUUCUAUACUGGGUGGUCGGCUUGCUGGCGGUGGCGGUAGGGACGCGGGGUGACGCCGAGGUGAUGAGCCAUGUCACUGCGCACUUUGGGAAAACGCUCGAGGAGUGCCGGGAAGAGUCAGGUCUUCCGAUGGAAGUAAUGGAGGAGUUCAAGCAGUUCUGGCACGAAGACUUCGAGGUGGUGCACCGUGAACUAGGCUGCGCGAUAAUUUGCAUGUCUAACAAGUACACGUUAAUGAAGGAAGACUCCAGGCUCCACCACGAUAACAUGGACGCGUAUGUCAAGAGCUUCCCUAAUGGUGAGAUUUUAUCGAAAAAGAUGGUGGAGUUGCUUCAUAACUGCGAGAAGCAGUACGACGACAUCACGGACGACUGCACCCGAGUCGUCAAGUCAGCUGCCUGCUUCAAGCGAGCUUGCCAGGAUUUGAACCUCGCGCCUGAAGUGGCUAUGGUCGAAGCUGUUAUGGAGCAGUAUAAAUAAUUUGGUCUAUAUGCCAAAUUCCGGUAUUAUCCCGGAUGUCCUCGUCUUCUUAGAGUAGAUGUAGAUUCUUCUAGAUUUCUUGCUCGUACCUAAUACUAGAUGUUAAUAACGAGAAUAACCCAAAUACAUACAUUGUGCUUUCGGCUUCUACUUGGUCGGGUAAAAACAGUCUAUACGUACCUGCCAUGGAACUAGGUAGUAACGAGAAAAUAAAUGUUGCUACUUACUUAACUUCAGUUCCAAAAUUAAUGUGUUUAUGUCAAUAAUGAAAUGUAUAACGUCUUAAAAAGUACUUUUUGCAUUAAAACCGGUAGAAACUAGUUUUGAGUACAUCUUACGUACCACUUCUAAAUAAUAGCUUAGAUAUCGAAGUGUGUAUAACACUUUAAGUUUAAGGAUAAAGAACUAUGUAACAUUUCGACCUCGGG